GCCAGGCUCACGUACGUCUGCCAUCUAAUCCCCCUUCACUCUCUUCCUUUUCUACCUACCAUAUUUUCCCUCUCAUUCUAAAUCCCUUUCUUCUUAUUUCUACUUCUCGACGUCUGCGUUGCACUCUCCCUAACUUCCGCGUUCUCUCCCUAACUUCCGCGUUCUUUCAUUCAGCUCCCUCCCUUCCUGCCUGCCUCACUACCCUUUGGGCAGUGGUGCAGGCCGCCUCUCCCUGACAAUAGUGGUGUGGCGUGGUGUGUGCAGGACGGCCGCUGGCAGUGGUACAGCCCCCACACGGGUGGCCGGGUAUACACGAGUUGUGAGAACUCUCAAGUUUCCCCUCAAAACGCAACCUUUGUGUUGAGACAAGACUCGAUCUAGGUUUCCACACGGCUGAACCAAACACCUCGCCGUUAAACUUAGAUACAAGUGUGACAACUAUUAUUGUUACUAUCUCGGUGGUAGUGAACGCCGUGAUACCAUUCAUCUGAGCAUAUAUGGUGCCAGCCUCCGCUUAUUGUGAUCGUGGCGCUCGUCUGGUGGGAUCUCUUGCACACUGCAAAUGCAUAUCAGCUUCCCUGAUAUGUCGUGCUUAGUGUGGGGUUUUAAAGGAUACUAACACUUCUAUGACGUGACCCUCUGGACACCUCACGACUACACUCUUGAGGGUCUUAUCAGCGGUGCUCCUUCAAGAGUGACUGGCAGCAUGGCAGAAUCUCUGUGACGCUCCAGAGGUCCUCAGUUAUGUUUAAGAAUUGCGUUCUGUCGCUGAGGAAACACUGGAAGCCCACCUCGACGGAGCACGAGACAUUCAGCAACCUAACUGUGGCCGGGUCUGGUGGUGCCAGGGACACGGGCUGUGCCCAAGGCUCUGGUCUUGCCAGGGCCUCCAGAUGGCACUGUCACAGUCAUAUUCAGUCAGUUCCAGACGAACAGGAGUGGGGGAGGAACAGGCGGGAGAGGAGCUGGGAGGAACAUAGUAUGCUAGUGGCCUCCCGCGUCUUCACGUGGCCGCAGGAGGGACCCCGUCGUGCCUACCACGCCGCUUUUACUGCCGCCCUCCACGCCCACACAGUCAACCUCCACGCCCACACCCACGUGACAGAGGACAGACCCCUUCUGUGGAACGGCCAGCUGUCCCAACGAGCCACUGAGGAUCUGAACCAGCUGGGAAUCAAACUCUGCCUGGCUGAUGAUGUUCAACAGCUGGUGUGGUGGCUAGUUGGCAGUCGCCUAGCCACCGUGGACGCCAGAUGGAUCUACCACCAGCUGGAGACGGUUCAGUCCGCGAUGGCGAGAGGCAAGUACCCGCAAGAGGAUGUCGACCACCUGUUACACUCUCUCACGAUCUUCGUCUACUCUCAACUCAAGAGACUCAGGUCACUUCACCAGGCUUUUCCCCCAGGACGCCACUGGCGACCCCAGCUCACUUACACACUCAGGACGCUGCGGAGGCUGGAGGAGGACCCGGGCACCAGACACCUCCUGGACCAGACGGGACAGCCAGUCAUCCACGAUGACGUCUACGCCGCUCUCACCAGACACGCCACCCUCUGGUGGGGCGAAGUAUUGGGGAGCUGGCAGGGGCAGGCGGAGGGGCGCCUACACAGCCUCAUGAGCCUAACACGCGAGGCUCACUCUACUAUAAAACAAGACGCACACAACUACGAUCAUGUCUUCAAAUCGGAGAUGUUCAUUACCUACACCACCAUCAGCUACCGAGAGUUCAGCAGACAUCUAGCCAAGAUCAUAGUACCACUCCUCAGCCCCACCUACCCUGCGCUCUCUACACCCACGCCGGCCUCUACGCCCACGCCCAAGUCCACGACUCUACACGGCACAGAUGGACGCGAGGUGUUGGAGGACUUCUCUGUGGGCUCCCCGCUCUGGUCACUGUACAGGGAGCUGGCUCGCCUCCACACGGUAGUCCAGGAGGCUGGAGGAAGGGACUCUGCGGCAGAUGGUGAGAGGGGUGACGUCGAGGGAUUUCCCAGCUGGUUUCUGGGUAGUGUAGCCAGCUGGCUCAACCGCAUCCACCACCACACACUCGCACGCCUUCAGCGCCACCUGCUUCUGGAUCGUCUUCCUAAUCCUUCUACUGUUCCCGUGUCCUUGUCGCCCGCUCCCGUGUCCUUGACGCCCGCUCCCGUGUCCUUAUCGCCCGCUCCCGUGUCCUUAUCGCCCGCUCCCGUGUCCUCAUCGCCCGCUCCCGUGUCCUCAUCACCCGUUCCUGUAUCCCAUUCGACUGUUUCCGACUGCCCCUCAGUUGAUCCUAAAUUUUCUUCCACUGUUCCCGAGUCCAUUAGUUCUACAUUAUCUGCUACUUAUCUUCUUACUUGUGCCGCUACUGUUGCUGUUCCUGGACCUUCACCCAGUGUUCCUCCGUCUAUGCUGCCCCCGACCUCAGCUGCCCCGUCCGCCCCCACCUACAAAUCUUCCUUCCAGGAACUGCUGAGUGUGUUUGCUGAGGUGAGGGCGUGGUGGGAAGCGUUGGAGUGGCCGGAUGAGGAGACGAGCGGAGCGCUGCUGGUGCUGGUGCUGGAGAACUUGUGCUCCCUGGCCGUCGUCUGCUGCCAGGGGCUGGCCACACUCCCCCCACCCGCCACCACCCACGUCGCCACCCACCCUCCACCACCGCCCACACCCACGCCGUGUUUUGACCUGGAGUUUAUAGGGCGUGUGGGUAGUAUGUGGGGCGCCCUGCAGACGGUGAUGGGGCUGGCAGGAGCCCUGGGCGUGGAGGUGGCUGUGGGGCGGCUGGUGGCUCGGGGAAGAACUGCCGCCGCCAGCCAGGUUCAGGACUCCGUCACCAAUCUCACUACCAGCGUCGCCCACAACAUUGACUUCAUGCUCGACCGCACCAUAGACACCGCUGUCUGUCAGGUCAAGUCGAGGCUGAGAGAGGCAGUAGAGGCAGCGUGCGAGGCAGGGAAAGAGGAAGCCCUCCUGGAUCACGUGAUCACCCCAACACUCGCUCUCCUCCGCCUCCAACACCUUCCCUCGACCCUCCAGCAGCGCCUCCUCCAGCGACUGUGGGACGCGGUAGUCGCCACCUUCAUGGUCAGCGUCAACACCAGGCCACAGAGGGCAGCUGACGAGUACUGGGAAGGUGUCUACCGCAGUAUCCGGUCUUCCUUCCUCUUGUUGACGUCUCCAGGCCACCUGCACCCAUCCUCCGCCUCCACCCCAGGGUACAGGUCCCUGCUGGAGGAGGCGGAGGAGCAGCGAGUGCGCACCCAGGCGCUCAUCAUCCAGUACUACGAGGCCCACUACGCCCACCUGCUGGACCACCGCCGGCCCACCGUGGCCCACCUCCUCCUCAGGACCUUCUACAGUGAGCCGGGGCGUCUGAAAGUACGGGUGCUGGAGGCGAGGGAUAUGGUCGAGGGUAACGAGUCGUCCUCCAUGGCCUCGAGCAGGAAGUCGUGCCAGCCCCGGUACUACGUGGUGGCUCAGGUCGUACCUCGCCACAUGUUCCCCAACGCUGUCGUCUGUACAACCGCAAAGGCGCGACCAGCCUCCUUCUACGACACCUUCGAGUUCCCGACAGGUGUGAUAGGGAAGGAGAGCGCGGGGUGGCUGGAGGUGCUCCUGAUGGUGGCGCCGCCGCCGCGGGGCGGAGCAGGAGGAGGAGGGGCAGCAGCAGCUGGGGGCGGCUCCUGCAGCCUCCUCGGGCAAGGGCUCCUGCCCCUCGCCUCCCUCCCUUACCUGGGCUCCCCUGACCUUCACAACACCUGCCUCAGGAUGACGGCGCCCCAUGUCACCGCAAGUGAAAGAGGUUACAGGUGCCUGGGUGUGCUGAGGUCAAGAGUGCACGAUCCCCUCGCUGUCUCCUUCUGCCGAAUCUUGGAGAGGUACCAUUCGGAGGUCAGCAGGGAGGCCCCCCAGGGACUGAGGUCAGCAGGGAGGCCCCCCAGGGACUGAGGUCAGCAGGGAGGCCGCCCAGGGACUGAGGUCAGCAGGGAGGCCCCCCAGGGACUGAGGUCAGCAGGGAGGCCCCCCAGGGACUGAGGUCAGCAGGGAGGCCCCCCAGGGACUGAGGUCAGCAGGGAGGCCCCCCAGGGACUGAGGUCAGCAGGGAGGCCCCCCAGGGACUGAGGUCAGCAGGGAGGCCCCCCAGGGACUGAGGUCAGCAGGGAGGCCCCCCAGGGACUGAGGUCAGCAGGGAGGCCCCCCAGGGACUGAGGUCAGCAGGGAGGCCCCCCAGGGACUGAGGUCAGCAGGGAGGCCCCCCAGGGACUGAGGUCAGCAGGGAGGCCCCCCAGGGACUGAGGUCAGCAGGGAGGCCCCCCAGGGACUGAGGUCAGCAGGGAGGCCCCCCAGGGACUGAGGUCAGCAGGGAGGCCCCCCAGGGACUGAGGUCAGCAGGGAGGCCCCCCAGGGACUGAGGUCAGCAGGGAGGCCCCCCAGGGACUGAGGUCAGCAGGGAGGCCCCCCAGGGACUGAGGUCAGCAGGGAGCCCCCCCCCCAGGGACAGAGGUCAGCAGGGAGCCCCCCCCCAGGGACAGAGGUCAGCAGGGAGCCCCCCCCCAGGGACUGAGGUCAGCAGGGAGGCCCCCCAGGGACUGAGGUCAGCAGGGAGCCCCCCCCCCAGGGACAGAGGUCAGCAGGGAGCCCCAGGGACUGAGGAAGAAAAAUAAGAGGCCACGCUGGGAAACAAAAAAAAACAAUCAGAAGCCAAAAUUGUAAACAAGGACAUGAGAAAACGGAAGUAGCCGGAAUUAGAGGCUUUAAAAGAGUGUGGGAAUCCUGGCCAGGUCGCACGCGCAUCACAAAAUAAACAGUUAUGAAACCAUUUAUAGAGUACAACAUUCACUGACAAUAAAAACUCUAGCAAUAAUAACAGUUCUACCAAUAACAAAAGUCUGAUGAAGCAC
Messenger RNA from Procambarus clarkii (red swamp crayfish), 4877 nucleotides. Its product is annotated as protein unc-13 homolog D. Gene Ontology annotation, cellular component: secretory vesicle. The record is from RefSeq and is a predicted model, not a curated record. Lineage: Eukaryota; Metazoa; Arthropoda; Malacostraca; Decapoda; Cambaridae.